UACAAGUUACGACUUGCAUCGGUCGGUAUCCUGAGUUUAAAGUACUUAUUUGACCAAAAGGAGUUAUGCAUGAGGCAAACAAGAUGGAUGAAUUUCAUAAAUGAUUACAAUUUUGCAGUACAAUAUCAUUCCGAAAAGACAAAAAUAGUUGCAAAUGCUGAGUAGAAAUAUUACAUAUGACAACAAUGCUUUGAAUAGUUGCAAAUACUCUAUCUGUGAACAGAGCUUGGUCAAUGUAUUUUUGUCAAGUUGAUAUUAUUUGUUUUAUUGCUCGACCUUUGUGUCAAAUUUUAUAUUAAAAUGUGAGUCUUCCUCACUUAAUUUGCUUUAUUGCUCAACCUUUGUGUCCAAAAAACAUUCAGUGUAGAAAAAGUCCAUAAGGCUAUUAGUGAAAAAUAAGAGACAAGGCCAUGACAAAUUCAGAAAGAAUAAAAACACUAAAAGCUUUUGAUGAAACAAAAUUGGGUGUUAAAGGACUUGUUGAUGCAGGGAUUACCAAGAUCCCUCGUAUGUUCUAUCAUCCACCUGAUCACACCAACGAGUCCGGGGAUGCAACAAAUUAUACUAUUCCUUUUAUAGAUCUUGCUAACAUUGAUAAAGAUCCAUGUGUACGCAAAAGGGUUGUUGAAAGUGUUAGAGAUGCAUCGGAGACAUUUGGGUUUUUUCAGAUUGUAAAUCAUGGCAUCCCAGUGAGUACUUUGAAUGAAAUGAAAGAUGGGGUGGUAAGUUUUUUUGAGCAAGAUAGUGAGGUAAAAAAGGAAUUUUACACUCGCGAACAAAGACCCUUUAUGUAUAAUAGUAACUUUAAUCUAUACACCUCAGCUCCAACCAGUUGGAAAGAUACUUUCUUAUGCAACAUGGCUCCUAAUCCACCUAAACCAGAAGACCUGCCAGCCGUAAUCAGAGACAUCUUGGUGGAAUACUUGAACCAAGUAAUGAAACUAGGGACAAUAUUGCUCGAGUUACUAUCAGAAGCUCUUGGUCUAAAUCCAAGCUAUUUAAUAGAUAUUGGUUGUACGGAGAGCCUAUCUGCUUUCGGCCAUUACUAUCUGGCCUGCCCUGAACCCGAGUUAACUUUGGGAACCAUAAAACAUGCAGAUGUUGAUUUCAUCACGGUGCUUCUACAAGAUCAUACAGGUGGUCUCCAAGUUCUUCAUAAAGAUAUGUGGAUUGAUGUACCUCCUCUACAUGAGGCUCUUGUUGUUAAUAUCGGUGAUUUAUUGCAGCUUAUGACUAAUGACAAAUUCAAGAGUGCUCAACACAGGGUAAAGGCAAAUCUUGUAGGUCCAAGAGUCUCUAUUGGGAGCUUUUUUAGCACUAGUCUUCAUCCAUCUACAAGGAUUUAUGGUCCCAUAAAGGAACUAUUAUCUGAAGAGAACUCUGCAAAAUAUAGAGAAACUUUAAUAUCAGAUUGUAUAGUCUACUUCAAAUCAAAAGGCAUGAAUGGUAUUUCUCCUCUACAGCAUUUCAAGAUUUAAAUAGCACUAUGUCAGUUGAGAAUGGUUAAGGUAGCAUUUCAAGUUGGCAAGAAAUACCAUUCCCAACUUGGAUAGCAAAAUGUGAAAUGGUUAAGGUAGCAAAGAUUUGGUGAAAAAAAUAUCUGCCAAUUGGUCCUUGGAAGAUACUGGAAGUUGCUCGCGAUCCCAGUUUGCAACUUUUCUCAAACAAAAAUGUCAAUUGUUUUCUUAGUGUUUGGUUCUUUCAUGAUAGACCUGGUUUUCUGCAAUGUAUAAAGUUAUUUGAUUGACACAAUAAAUGAGAAGUAGUCGUGUGCAUUGAACUUGUAGGUUUCGUAAAAAAGUAUAGCAACCAUUGUAAAGAAUCCAGAACUGGUUUCCGUGUUGAUGAUCUUUUAGGAUUAGCUCCAAUCGGUAGUCCCAGAAAACAAAAGGGGACUUCGUUCACAUUACACAAAAGAAAAUUUGGUGAUGCUUCAACAAAAGACUCUUCCAAGUUCAAAGCCAUAAAGUUCACUCUUGAAAAAUAUCCACUGUAAGGUCAAAAACUAAUUCAAAACUCCUCACAAUUAUAUAGAUCUGAAUGAAAGAUCAGAAGCACUUACGAGUGGCUAGUUCAAAGAAGUUCAAAAUCAGAGUUCAAGACCAAUCUCAUCUAAAAAGUCAAAGAUCAAGUUUGAAGUUAGUUUGUUAAUUUCUUUUUGAGGGAAUGUGUUAUUACAUUAAUUGUUAUGUUGGUAUUUAUCUCUUGUAACAUUCCAGACAACUUUAAAUAUUGCCGAUUGACCACACAAACCAA
Medicago truncatula (barrel medic) is the source of this 2256-nucleotide messenger RNA. RefSeq names its product 1-aminocyclopropane-1-carboxylate oxidase homolog 1. The coding region runs from base 411 to 1478 and encodes 355 amino acids. NCBI's taxonomy places the organism in Eukaryota, Viridiplantae, Streptophyta, Magnoliopsida, Fabales, Fabaceae. The record is from RefSeq and is a predicted model, not a curated record. The transcript has 3 exons.